Vollenhovia emeryi is the source of this 6286-nucleotide messenger RNA. It is a transcript of the gene stj, whose product is annotated as voltage-dependent calcium channel subunit alpha-2/delta-3. The transcript is spliced from 19 exons. Lineage: Eukaryota; Metazoa; Arthropoda; Insecta; Hymenoptera; Formicidae. Gene Ontology annotation, cellular component: voltage-gated calcium channel complex. The coding region runs from base 765 to 4478 and encodes 1237 amino acids. Gene Ontology annotation, molecular function: voltage-gated calcium channel activity. The record is from RefSeq and is a predicted model, not a curated record.
UAUCUAUUUUGAUUUUAAAUAUAUCUUGGCGAAAAUUAGCAGCGUGUCUCCUAAUUCGCAACAAUUAAAUAAAGAGAUGAUAUGUAAUGAUUUAAAGCUGAAUUUUCUCCUACUCUUUUCACAGAUCUUUUAUUCAAGAAAGCAAUCCAUUGUGACUUGUAUUAUAUCCAACGUUGGAAAUAUGGAGGAUAAUUCUCGAUACCAUACGUUGUGACAUCAUCAAUGACACUUACAAAAAGUAUGAUAUAUAUAUACAUAAAUAUAUAUACGAUGUAGUACCUGUCGAAGACCAAGUACCAAGCAAGCCUUCGAUGAACGAUUUUAAUUAAUUACCAUGUCGUACAGGACAGCGACGAAUUUAGUAGUAGUAAGUCUUAUUUCUUAAUCAGCGCCUCGGCAAACGUUCCACUUGCCCGAUAAUCAAACGUACAUGAAAACAUAAACAAUUUUAUCAAUUCUGAUCCUUGACAGUUGGCGUGGCCGCGCGUCGUUCGCCCGUACUUUACGUGCGCAAGCCUGGCCAGAAAAUCGAUAAGCCUGGAAAGCGCUUAUAGACACCGAGUGAGAGCUGCCGUAGGCCCCGCGUGAGUCGCCACCAAGUUGGUGAGUGCGCAUACGACAACGGCGACGAUCGACGUCGAGCAGAACGACCGCAGGCAUUCUUAAUGUGAAACGCGAACCUCAAUUUUGUUUACCGUGUUCUUGUGCACGAACAACCCCCCAAGGAGCGGACCGAGGUGGCCAGCAGGUGGUCAGGGAAAGUUAUGAGGCCCUGUUUCAUACCUGUCGUCGUCGUCCUGCUCCUGAUUGAGGCACUCGACCGUAGCGACAGUAUCUCCCACAAUAUAGUGAAAGGAUGGGCGGACAAGCUAGGCUUCGAACUCUCGCAGUUGGGCAAAUUGGUGACGAACGUGGACAAAUUCGAGGACAGCUACAAGUCGGCGGAUGUCGCGCCACGAGACGGAAAUGCUCUUGUCCAGGAGAUCGCGAAAGACAUCAAGGCUAUGAUGGAGUCCAAGAUCUCGGCUAUCAAGAGGAUAAUGGACGUGGCUGAAACGUCGGCGUUAUCGUCCCCCGACAUGGACCCGCCGGAAAACUUCGAGUUCAUCGAUGCGAAGAACAACACGAUUGAUCUCGAGUACAGUCCUCACUUCGGCGGUAACGUGAAUCUCAAUAUGUCGGCGGUGCAUGUGCCCACGAACGUGUACGAUCGCGCUUCGAGUGUCAUCCGGGCGAUUAAGUGGUCUGAGGCGCUCGAUCGUACUUUUAUCAACAAUUAUGAACAGGACCCGUCGUUGUCCUGGCAGUACUUCGGCAGCGCGACCGGUUUCAUGCGCCAAUAUCCUGCUAUGAGUUGGUACAUGGACCCGGUGGAUCUAUUCGAUUGCAGAACGAGAAGUUGGUACAUCGAAGCGGCUACCAGUCCGAAAGAUAUUCUCAUCCUGAUGGACACGUCCGGUAGCAUGACUGGCAUACGGCGGGAGAUCGCCAAGCAUGUGAUAAACAAUAUUCUUGACACUCUCGGUAACAAUGAUUUUGUCAACAUCAUCACAUUCUCCAACGUGACUAGAGAGGUAGUGUCGUGCUUCAAUGACACCCUGGUCCAAGCGAAUCUGGCGAACAUACGCGAGUUGAAGCGAGCCAUUUCGGAUCUAAAUACAGAGAUGAUCGCCAAUUUCUCUCUGGCCUUGACGACCGCUUUUGAGUUGCUCGAAGCAUUUCGGACUCAGCGGGGGGAAGGUGCUCAAUGCAAUCAGGCAAUCAUGUUGAUCACCGACGGCGUACCAUACAACUAUAAGGAGAUCUUUGAGGCGUAUAACUGGAAAGAUAAUCCAACUUAUCCGUUGAAGGCCGAUAUGCCCGUUAGAGUAUUCACCUAUCUGAUCGGUCGGGAGGUUGCAGAUGUCCGGGAAGUGCAGUGGAUGGCUUGCGCCAAUAGAGGAUUUUAUGUACAUUUAUGCACCCCGGCGGAAGUCAGAGAAGAAGUAUUAAAGUAUGUGCCGGUAAUGGCGAGGCCUUUGGUGUUGGGCCGCACAGAUCAUCCAACCAUCUGGACGCCUGUCUACGCCGACGUGACGGAUCCGAAAAUGACCGAUUGGUUGUGGGAGCAGCGCGAAAGUGAGGAGCAGAAGGAGCGUUUUUUGCUCUACCACAGGAACAAGAAGUAUUUCAACAUGGAGGAACAGGAUCGGCGAUUCGUGAAGAAGCAGAAGCGGCGCCACGACCAGACCAGCGGGCUGCAGGAAUACAAACUAAUGACCUCGGUCAGCAUGCCAGUGUUUGAUCGACGUGAGAACGCGAACAUCACAAGGCAGGUGCUGGUGAACGAAGCAUACUGGGUGACAGAAACAAGAGAGACGAUGAUUGCCAAUCUCCUUGGUGUUGCUGGCACGGACGUACCGAUCGAAGAAAUCCAGAAAUUGAUGAUUCCACACAUGCUCGGUGUCAACGGUUAUGCCUUUAUCGUGACCAACAAUGGUUUCAUUCUGAUUCAUCCAGAUCUUCGACCAGUGUUUCAGGGUAUCUUAAAACCGGCAUAUAAUAGCGUCGAUAUGGCGGAGGUUGAGCUAGUGGAUCACGACAGGGGUCCCAGAGAAUUCGACGAAGGACUCAUCCUGUUUCGCAACGAUGUGGUGAAUCAGACGAAUGGUAGCGUGACGUUUUACACAAAGUAUCAUUACGAUGAUAUGAGACGUGUCGGCAGAGUGAAGAGAAAAUACGAUUACAUUGGAAUAUGGGACACUCCAUUCACAGUCGUGGUCAGUUUGCCCGAUCACGAUCAUUCUGGAAAUUACCGCGUGCACGCUAUCGAGGAGAUACAUCGAUCUCACGCUAAAGGGAAAAACGUGACAGAUUACUUUGCGGGUAGUAACUGGCGGGUGCACCCCCAUUGGAUGUAUUGCAAGUAUCACUACGAGGGUGAACACAGGUUCAAUACCUCGGAGUUGCAGCUCCUGCAUUUUCUGGAGCGUACCCGCCUACCAGGCUGGAAGUGGAUCGACUUGAAGCAACGAUCCCAACCGCCGGAAUACUCCGCUGCGAGUUCCAGCCAUAGUUCUCAUCCUAAUCCCUACAAGGCCGACAAGAACUCGUACUACUGCGACAGGAAUCUGCUGCUCAGUCUGGUAUACGAUGCUAAGGCAACUGAGUGGUUCGCCCAGCAAAUCCCACCGAAUCCCAGCACCAAGGAUCCAACAGAACCUUUAGCUAGGCUGAUGAAUCAGAUGACCAGGCAGCAGUUCAAACAACGUUUCGGAGUGGUCUUGGCGUUUAUGGCCACACAUAGCGGACUGACCAGGUGGCAAGAUAUUCUGCCAGUAGAUGAGGGUACACUGCCGGAGGAUCAUUUCAGUAAGCUGUAUCCUCGUGCUAUCGACGAAGUAUGGUAUAAACGAGCGGUCGAGCAGUACUACGUUGAUCCGGACAGUUUCGUUUUUUCCGUGCCGAUCGAAGAUGAAGGUGCCGACAAUACCACUCUAGUCACUGCCAGUCGUGCUGUAUUUAUCAAAAAGAAAGCGCCAGCCGUGGUGGUCGGCUUCCAGUUCCAGCACACUGCCUUGCAAGCGCUUCUCCAAAAUAUAACAUUUAAUUGCGAAGGUAAUUGCGAUGGUAAUAAGCAUUGCGGUAAUGCCUGGGCAUGUUAUCUCAUUGACAAUAACGGCUACAUAAUCGCUGCCGGGGAUGACGCAAGGAACGCCGGUAGAUUUUUCGGCGAUGUCAGGGGUCCGAUAAUGAGCAGCUUAGUAAAGGACGGUGUUUUUGAGAGGAUAAGGAUCUUUGAUUAUCAAGCGGUGUGCUUCAAGAGUUCGCAAACCAACAACGCCGGCAACAUUCUUCUUACCCCAUGGAAGCAUUUCCAGACAGCAUUGUCAUGGAUGAUCGGUCAAGCUGCUUGGGUUUGGGCAAAGACAGGCAUAAUGGAAUCCGAUGAUGCUGAAGCGUAUAACUAUGUUAGCGACGAUGAAUCGGCCAUUCAUGAGGAUGAUCAUGAAAGCGAAGAAAAAUUGCCGAUCGAGCAAAAGGACGAGAGAAACUUUGACCAAAACGUUCUGAUCAAUCGUACACAUCCGGAAGUGUGUGAUCAAGAGGUAUACUUGUAUCUACGCAACGCCUCAUUUAAUUCAUACGAUAAAGACGUAAAUGAAAAUUGCGAGCAGGGAUUGUAUAUGGUGCAGCCGGUAACUAAUACCAGCAUGCUGCUGGUGGUAGUAAACGCUAUGUGUGGUGAUGAUACGACAUCGCCGGUACUGAACGUCAAGCCAGAGGAGGUGAUCUACGAGAAUAACACGUUGGUCUGCCAGAAAGCGCUUACCGGCCUUAAGCGUAAGCGACCGCAGUCCUGUAUACGCAUGCAUUCUCGCGAGAGUGAGAUUAAAGAUCAGUGCGGCUUGGCAGCAAACACCAAGUCGAACCUGCUCCUCUUGAUAUUGUUGCUGAUGUGCGCGCUGGCUGAAAGAAGUACUUUCCUCCUCGGCUAAUUUCGUGGCGAGCUGAUUUCGUAGCUAACAGUUUGUGUCAAUCUAAGCAAUGAAAUUCGCGGCAUGCCGCGAAUUGAACGGACUUUCGCCUGACGGAACGUAUGUGGAUAUUUGUACAUCCAGUUGUCUCGUCCGAUGACCAGGAUUGCUACAUAGCGCAUAUUUGAACGAUUUUCCGUCUAAUUAUUUCUUGAUUUCUCUAAUCAAUGUGCUAAUUGUUAUUUCCUAUGCGAGUUAGAUAUCAUAUAAUUAUGUUUGAUUUGAAAAUAGGGGAAACUCUGAGUAAGUAGAUAAUUUGGUAAGAGAGAAAUAAUGAAAGUAAACUAACUCUUUUUCUCUUUUUUUCAAAAUAAUUUUUAUAGGUAUUAAUUACAUUUGUUGAUUUUCUCCAAGCGUAUAUCAUUCUUAAUCAUGAGCUCUGAGAUCUUGUGUGCUCUCUACCUCUCGUUACUGCAAUCUCAUUAAUGCAGAUGCAAUGGAGUUGUUCUAGACGAAUUUAAUGUGCUAUCCGAUCCUGCCCGGUACACCCAGUUUCUACGCGAUCAAUCAAAUACGGCGAACGCAAUCGAUAUCAAAAUGUGUACUAAAAUACAAAGUUGUCCUCCAUCAUCAUCGAUCGCCAAGACAGAUUAGAUAAUCAGAAUUAAAUGCGUUUAGCGUAGAAUUGUCCGCUAACACAUUUACGAUCAUGAAAUAGAGAAGCAAGUGCGAUUCGGUGAGUGAUUUUUGAGUUUAAAAGAUUGACAGGAGUCUGUCAAAUUAGAUGUUUAAUUUCGGACAAAUUCCUGUCAAUUCCUUUUAAUCUCUAUCCAUCUUUUUUUUAACACUGCACUUGAAUCGAAGAUGAGCCAAUGGAUCCUUCAGCAGGCAAAAUGAGAAAUAAAACGUAUAUUGGGCAUCUUCCUAAAGUUACAUACGUUUGCGACGUAUUAUUUAAGUAAUAAUUUAAGUAACAAUGAUACAAUGAUGAUAGAUAUCUGGAUAUAACUGUCUCAAAUAACUGUCUGGAGGCAUUUCUAGCACCAAGUACAUAACGUUAACAGUCGAGCCUUUUUUUAAUGUUUUUUUGCAUACAUCCAGUAUUGUAAGAAGAAUUUCGUCUUUUUUGACAAUCGAAAUUCAAAUUUUCUUUUGCUAAACAUCAGAACACGUUCCAAGAAUCGGUAAAACAAAGUGUCUCAAUCGACUUUGAUAUUUUCAUCACACAUAGAUAGGACAAUUGAAUGGUAGCUCCAGGCGGGGGAGCUCCAGGUAUUUCUAGGAUCGAUCUAGACAGUUUAAAUGCUAAUUCGUUGAAACGUAGAUUUUUCUAGUUGUCGGAGCAGGGUCGCGUACUCACACAUGUGCAUGUUCACAAAUACACUACGAUACAUUCGCAUACGCGCUUUGUACAUUAUAAACCGACGGCGACGCAGGACGGCGACGCGUCGCUCGACAUCUACGGAAGAUUACGAAACGUUAAUUUUGUAUAUCGCUGUAUUAUACUGAGAUGUGUAUGUAUGUGCGUGUGUAUGUGUGUGUAAAAAAAGUGUGUGCCUUUGGACACGCGGUUAAGAUAAAGAGAAAAAGAAAAAAAAGAGGAAUACGAGAUCUUGUUGUAUGUUUAUCGAAUAAAUCACCGAACGUUCUAUAUAUUACCGCUGAACUCCGGCUCGUGGAUAGUGGCCUCGUCGCGGGAACGAGUUCCGUUCAGAGAACGGGAGAUGUUGUUUGUAUUACAUAGAGUUUAUUACAAUUUGCUAUGUACAACGGCUUGCCUAUGUAAAACGAGGACGUUUUCGUAUCAAAAUGACAACUUUUCAAAAGAA